GUGGUAGUGAAUGCGCGACAAAUAGGUGGUUGUAAGCGAAUAAAUAUGUAUGUGGAUAAACAGUGUCUGUUUGCACGAAUGUGUUUGUUUGCUAAGCCGAGCGCAUGUUGACAUCACCGACGACGCAAAAGCCCCCAACAUGGCGCGCAGAAAGCGUUAAGUAAACAAAACGCACAAGCAGACAUACGCGUGUGUUUGAAAAACAUAAAAAAAUUKCAGUCUUGUAUUAAAUGUGUGUGUGAACCCCUGCAUUUGUGUGAGUUGGCGGAAGUAAAACAAGGCAAAAACGGAAAAUAAAAGUAAAAGUGUUUAACUCCGCAAUGGAUUUAUGCUGAUUGCACGGGAUUACUGGAUAAAUUGGAAAGGAAUCAACAUGAAUUCCAUUCAAUUUUUUAUCGUCGCGCUUUUGGCAACUAUCGAUAUUCACAUGAAUCAAGCACUUAACCUGUCAAAUCUCUCCGUCCCGCGCAUAAUCGAUGCCGCGCAAAAAGCCAAACUAUUCUGCAGCUAUGAAAUGGGUAACCGMACAUUAAACUCGGUUAAAUGGUACAAGGAUGGGAUGGAGUUUUUCAGAUAUUCACCGCUCACGCCGCCAACUACAAAUUGGUUUCCCGUCAAAGGUGUCACCAUUGCUGAUGGCUCAUCGCACUGCAAUCAAUUCAUCUGCAAUGUCGAGCUGGAGAAACUGAAUGUCCAUUCGUCCGGUUCGUAUCGGUGCGAGGUAUCCGGUGAUGCGCCCGAAUUCAAAUUGAUCGAUAAAACGGCCAACAUGACAGUGGGCGUUCUACCCAAAUUCGGACCGUUCAUCAACGGCAUUGUGCAUCCGUACCGAUAUGGGGAUUUUCUGGCAGUUAACUGCAGUUCAGAUUGGUCCAAUCCCGCAACGACGCUUACAUGGUACAUCAACAACAAAACGGCACCAUUUACAAGCCUCCAACCACAGCUGAAUGAGAUCACACGCAACACAGACGGUUUCAUGCUCUACGCCAGUUCCCUACAGCUGCGCAUACACAUCGACGAUCCACGUUUCAUAUCAAAAAGUGAAAUUCUAGAGCUGAAAUGUGUGGCGGAUAUAAUGGGCAUAUCGAGUGUGCGGCGCGAGAGCAAGGUGCGGGCAACGAUCUUGGCGCUACGCGAUGCUGGACACAAACAACGCUUGCUGGGGCAAGGUAAUGGCGCUAGCGCAUCCAGCAGUGGCAGGUGUUAUGAAAGCAUAGUAUUUAUGCAUCCUUGGGUAUAUUGGCUAUGUUUCCUAUUGUUUUUGCGAGGGUCCCUACAGCCAACCAACUGUCAUUGGAGUUAGCUGUCUACAUAGGAAGUCAAAUCUGAAAGGCCUGCCAGCUUAGAGCAUAACUCUAACUUAGCAAAUUAACGUAGUUUUAAGACUUAGUUAAAUAAGCAAACACCUAACCAAAACAUAAAACAACAUUUGAAUCAACUACUUUGCAAGAAGAAGGAUGAAGGAAGCAUCAUACAUUAAAGGAAACAUAGAAACGAAAUACUCGCACAGAAUUUAGGUAAAUUAAAGCUUAGCGGCACUAACACAUGAAACACUCACACGAACAUGUCCAAACAUGAAAGUAAAAUUACCAAAACGGUGAAAAGGCCAAAGAUAAAAGCAGUGAUUAAGCCUACAAUACUGGCAUGAUCCAUAGCGAAUCGUUAGCUUAGUUAAUUAUAAGGAACCUAUUAAUAUGAUUAACACCGCAUUAAACACACUUAAGGAUAGGCAAAUAGGCAAUGAAAAAAUUCGGUGUUCAGUGAAGAGAAGCACAUUUAAAUUACGUUAAAUUAACUGCUAAUUACUUGAGUAUCUCAAGAGCUCAUUCGCGGCAUAAAAUACCUUAUAAGAGAUAUUGUAAAUAGUUAUUUACUGUUAAGUGCUUACGUCAAUGUGAUUACGAAAUUUGUUGAUUUUAAAAACA
Molecule: messenger RNA, 1925 nt
Organism: Bactrocera latifrons
Lineage: Eukaryota; Metazoa; Arthropoda; Insecta; Diptera; Tephritidae
Gene: beat-Vc
Exons: 6
Coding region: 329-1303 (324 amino acids)
Source: RefSeq, a predicted model, not a curated record